AUGAUUUUUGCAAGUAUACGACGAAUUUUCCAAUCAUUUCGAACUGAAGAAGAAGAGCGAUUGUAUUCUCGAGCAGCAUUCUUCAACUUGCUAGGGUUUCUUGGUUCUUGUGUAUUGUUUUCCUUUGUCGCCCAGCGAUUGUCACGUCACCCACGAGAAUUAGCUCACAUUGCCAGAGCAGAUGCAUUAAUUAGAGCAAUUAGGUCAUAA
Molecule: messenger RNA, 210 nt
Organism: Candida albicans SC5314
Lineage: Eukaryota; Fungi; Ascomycota; Pichiomycetes; Serinales; Debaryomycetaceae
Exons: 1
Coding region: 1-210 (69 amino acids)
Biological process (GO): outer mitochondrial membrane organization
Source: RefSeq, a predicted model, not a curated record